Messenger RNA from Sorex fumeus (smoky shrew), 564 nucleotides. RefSeq names its product 40S ribosomal protein S2-like. NCBI's taxonomy places the organism in Eukaryota, Metazoa, Chordata, Mammalia, Eulipotyphla, Soricidae. Bases 1 to 555 code for a protein of 184 amino acids. Gene Ontology annotation, cellular component: ribosome; cytosolic small ribosomal subunit. The record is from RefSeq and is a predicted model, not a curated record. Gene Ontology annotation, biological process: translation. The transcript is spliced from 3 exons. Gene Ontology annotation, molecular function: RNA binding; structural constituent of ribosome.
AUGACUAUAUCUCUGCUUCUUGGAGAAUUUAUUGUCAGGUGCAAUUUUCAUUAUAAUGCACAUUUCAGAGGCCUAUACGAAGAUAAGGAGGAAGUGUUCAAGAUGUACAAAUCAUUUCAAGAAGUACGUUUUGGAAGGGAAAAGAAAAGAGAACACAUCGUGCCUGUGCGGCGAGGCUACUGGGGGAACAAGAUUGGCAAGCCCCACACCGUCCCUUGCAAGGUGACAGGCCGCUGUGGAUCAGUGCUGGUGCGCCUCAUCCCUGCGCCCAGGGGCACUGGCAUCGUGUCCGCACCAGUGCCCAAGAAGUUGCUGAUGAUGGCUGGGAUUGACGACUGCUACACCUCAGCCAGGGGCUGCACUGCCACCCUGGGCAACUUUGCCAAGGCCACGUUUGAUGCCAUCUCCAAGACCUACAGCUAUCUGACUCCAGACCUCUGGAAGGAGACCGUAUUCACCAAGUCCCCGUAUCAGGAAUUCACGGACCACCUGGUGAAGACCCAUACCAGAGUCUCUGUGCAGAGGACCCAGGCUCCAGCAGUGGCCACCACAUAACCUUUUAAA